CUAUUAGUAAAAGUUGCUAAUCAACCCUGAUCAACACCGCUAAUACUCUUUGAUUACUAAUCAAAUCGUGGCUUCUGCCGGUGGGCUCUACUCAAAAGUCAUCGCCAACCUCCAUACAUUCGAUACGGCCAUCUCCUCCCCGUUCACUCCUAUACCACCUCUAUAUACAACACAAACACACAAGUGGAUCUGCUAUCGUUAAAAUGUUCGCCCUUCGAUCGACCUCCGCCAGGACCGCCCUCUCCCCGCUCCUCCGACGCAACUUUAGCUCAUCCGUCCGUUCAUUGAAAUGCUACGAGGGCGUCGAUGCCGCUACGUUUGAGAAACAAGUAUCCAAUGGUUCAGGGAUCGUCCUCGUCGAUUUCUACGCAACCUGGUGCGGUCCGUGCAAAGUCCUAACCCCGACUCUGAAGAAGGUUACCGAGAAGGCCAACGUCGACCUGGUCACACUAGACGUAGACGUCGAGGCAGAGUUGGCCGCUAAAUACAGCAUCCGAUCGUUACCGACAGUCAUGGCUUUCAAGGACGGACAACCUAUCAGCCAAUUCAUGGGUGCGAUUCCAGAGAAACAGGUCCAGAUGUUCAUCGAUAGCGUGAAGGAAAAGUAAAGAUGGGCGCUACUAUGCGUUGUAGGCGGGACAAAAGGUCACACCUUGGCUCGAUCCUGGAAUGAGAAGAGGUGGAUUGUGAUUAAAAGUGAAUUACUGUCCGAGGAGUGUACUAUCGUCAUAAGCUCAUGAGCUCAUAAGUGUAUCAGCCAUAUAGUAUAGUCGUCGAGCAUGAAACGAGGUCUAACGGGAUGAUGAUGGGAUAUGACGUGUAACAAAUGGUUCUCGCGGAUUAGCUUAUCAAAUAAUUCGUAACAUAAGG
Molecule: messenger RNA, 870 nt
Organism: Filobasidium floriforme
Lineage: Eukaryota; Fungi; Basidiomycota; Tremellomycetes; Filobasidiales; Filobasidiaceae
Product: thioredoxin-like protein
Exons: 6
Coding region: 204-608 (134 amino acids)
Cellular component (GO): cytoplasm
Molecular function (GO): protein-disulfide reductase activity
Source: RefSeq, a predicted model, not a curated record